Molecule: messenger RNA, 2057 nt
Organism: Corylus avellana
Lineage: Eukaryota; Viridiplantae; Streptophyta; Magnoliopsida; Fagales; Betulaceae
Product: threonine synthase 1, chloroplastic
Biological process (GO): amino acid metabolic process
Molecular function (GO): pyridoxal phosphate binding
Source: RefSeq, a predicted model, not a curated record
AAAGUCAAACAGAAAUAACUUGCUAAUCUUGGACUUUUAAAAGUCCGUACAUGGUCUGAGCAGGAACAAAAAUUGCGACGAAAUCCCCAAACAUCGUCGUCGUAAAAAGACAAAAAUCAGUUGGCACAUUAGUUCAGACAGUCCUAUUAAGGCUGAAGACCAAACACGAUACCCGCCGCCACCCGCUACUGCGCAUCUGAUUCUGAUCUCACCCAUCUCUCUCUGAGCCUGAGAAAUGGCAACGGCUUCGGUGUUCUACUCCUCUCUUUCCUCUUUCUCUCAUAAAUCUAAACCGUUUUACCAAAGCCCAGCGGGCAAACAACGACCUUCGCCCACUUUUAUAUCCUGCACCUCCUCCACAUUCGAUUCCACCCCUUCGGCUCUGAAGACGCGGCGCGCCGCCGAUGAGAACAUCAAGGACGAGGCUCGGCGCCAGCGCGAGGACUCGAGCCGCCACGGCGAGUUCAGGGCCAAGUACGUGCCGUUCAACUCGGGGAUCGACUCGCCCGAGUCGUACUCGCUCGACGAGAUCGUGUACCGGAGCCAAUCCGGGGGGCUGCUGGACGUGCAGCACGACAUGGACGCGCUGAAGAGGUACGACGGCGCGUACUGGCGCGCGCUGUUCGACUCGCGGGUGGGGAAGACCACCUGGCCGUACGGAUCGGGCGUGUGGAGCAAGAAGGAGUGGGUGCUACCGGAGAUCGACCCGGACGAUAUCGUCUCGGCGUUCGAGGGAAACUCGAACCUCUUCUGGGCUGAGCGUUUCGGCAAACAGUUUCUGGGCAUGAACGAUUUGUGGGUUAAGCACUGUGGAAUCAGUCAUACCGGUAGCUUCAAGGACCUGGGCAUGACGGUCCUGGUCAGUCAAGUGAACCGCCUCCGGAAGCUCAAUCGACCGGUCUUCGGAGUGGGCUGUGCCUCUACCGGAGACACAUCCGCGGCGCUCUCAGCUUACUGCGCGGCCGCGGGGAUCCCCUCGAUCGUGUUUUUGCCGGCCAACAAGAUCUCCAUCGCGCAAUUGGUCCAGCCAAUUGCCAACGGAGCGUUUGUGCUGAGCAUCGACACGGACUUCGAUGGGUGCAUGAAGCUGAUUCGCGAGGUCACCUCCGAAUUGCCCAUCUACUUGGCGAACUCGCUGAAUAGUUUGCGCUUGGAGGGCCAGAAGACGGCGGCGAUAGAGAUUCUGCAACAGUUCGACUGGGAAGUGCCCGAUUGGGUCAUCGUGCCCGGUGGCAACCUGGGGAAUAUCUACGCUUUCUACAAGGGGUUCAAAAUGUGCCAAGAAUUGGGUCUCGUGGAUCGGAUUCCGAGGCUCGUGUGCGCUCAGGCCAAGAACGCCAACCCACUUUACUUGUACUACAAGUCAGGGUGGAAGGAGUUCAAGCCCGUGAAGGCGAACACCACCUUCGCGAGCGCUAUCCAGAUCGGAGACCCGGUUUCGAUCGACAGAGCCGUGUAUGCGCUCAAGAACUCAAAUGGGAUCGUUGAGGAGGCGACGGAGGAGGAGCUCAUGGACGCCAUGGCGCACGCGGACUCGACGGGGAUGUUCAUUUGUCCGCAUACUGGGGUGGCUUUGGCGGCUCUGAUUAAGCUCAGGCGUAGUGGGGUUAUAGCGCCGACUGAUCGGACGGUGGUGGUGAGCACUGCACACGGGCUGAAGUUUACCCAGGCCAAGAUCGAUUAUCACUCCAAGGCAAUUAAGAAUAUGGAGUGCCGGUUCGCCAAUCCCCCCGUGCAAGUGAAGGCGGACCUGGGGUCUGUCAUGGAUGUGCUGCAGAAGCAUUUGAAGAAUCCUCCCAACUAGGAUUUGACCACCUUUGUGGGUAAAAUGAUUGAGUUUAAGCUUUUGGACCUUUGGUUGUGCAGGUUUUUUGAAAACGUUUUUUUUGUACAAUGGUUUUCCCUCUGAAAAUUUCCAAAGUAGCUGAAAACGUUUCGUUGGUCUAGGAUAAUGGAUAUAGGUCCCACGAAUUUUACUGUUCAAAUGGGACUAAAUUGUUAAGAGAUUCUCCACCUUUUCCCCCAAAUCUAUGGCGGUGGCUGUUGGCCGUUGGUAU